Molecule: messenger RNA, 3383 nt
Organism: Sapajus apella (tufted capuchin)
Lineage: Eukaryota; Metazoa; Chordata; Mammalia; Primates; Cebidae
Gene: PNMA8A
Product: PNMA family member 8A
Exons: 3
Coding region: 307-1650 (447 amino acids)
Source: RefSeq, a predicted model, not a curated record
AGGCUGGAAGCCGCGUGACCUGCCGGGGCCGGAGCGGGGGCGGACGGCGUCCUUCUGGUUCUUUCUACCUCGAGCAGCUGCGCCGGGGUAGACGGAGCCAGAGACUGGGGAGCGGCUGCAUCCCAGCGGCCUCUCCUUGUCCUGGCUGGGCGGUCGGAGGCUGGGCUGCCAAGUAAAUCCCGGCCGCGCAGGGACGGAGGGCCUUUUGCGGCUGAUCCCGGGACACGUGAUUACGGUUCGGGGACCGCUGCAGCCCCGCGUCCACCUGAUAGACUCUACUACGCGUAAUAGGGUCAGAGCCGCUAAAUGUCCAAGACCAUGGCGAUGAACCUUCUGGAGGAUUGGUGCAGGGGAAUGGAAGUGGAUAUCCACAGGUCCUUAUUGGUCACAGGCAUCCCAGAGGACUGUGGCCAAGCAGAAAUUGAGGAGACCUUGAAUGCGGUCCUCUCCCCACUGGGCCCGUACCGCGUGCUCAACAAGAUUUUUAUGAGGGAAGAGAAUGUUAAAGCUGCCCUCAUUGAGGUUGGUGAAGGUGUGAAUCUGAGCACCAUCCCCCGUGAAUUCCCAGGAAGGGGUGGUGUCUGGAGAGUGGUGUGUAGAGACCCCACCCAGGAUGCUGAGUUUUUAAAAAAUCUGAAUGAAUUCCUGGAUGCGGAGGGGCGCACCUGGGAGGAUGUGGUCCGCCUGCUUCAGCUCAACCACCCCACACUGUCCCAGAACCAGCAUCAGCCCCCAGAGAACUGGGCAGAAGCUUUGGGGGUGCUCCUGGGAGCAGUGGUGCAGAUCAUUUUCUACAUGGAUGCCGAGAUCCGAAGCCGGGAGGAAACCAGGGCCCAGGAGGCCUCUGAGUUCGAGGAGAUGGCAGCCUGGGGUUUAGCAGGAGGGAGGAAGAUCAAGAAGGAACCGGGGCUUGCAGCAGAGGUGGGUUCUGCUUUAAAGACGGAGAACCCCAACUGGAAUGCCGCGGAAGACCAGCAUGACCCUCCCAAACCGUUGGUUCGCAAGGCCGGAGCCAAGACUCGCUCCAGGAGAAAGAAGCAGAAGAAGAACCCCAAGCAGGAAGCAGUGCCCUGGAAAAAACCCAAAGGCAAUGAUUCCAGCAGCACAGCUGACUUGGAGGAUCCUGAGGCGGGUGAUGCUGAAGGCAUGGCGGUUUCAGAGUCGAUCAAGGGCAGCAGGAAGCCCUGUAUGAAGCAGGAGGAGUUCACUUUGAAGAAGCUUGGGGCGAAAGGUGCCUGGAAGGGUCCCAGAGACCCUCCUCAGGAUGUCCAGGCAGAAGCUGAGAAUCCAGAAGGCGCCUCUGAGUCAGACCAAGAUGGUGGCCACCAGAGUCCACCAAAGAAGAAGGCCAUGGCCUGGGUUUCCACCAAGAACCCUGCCCUCAUGAGGAAGAAGAAGAAGGUGAGCUUGGGCCCUGUCUCUUAUGUCCUGGUUGACUCAGAAGAUGCCAGGAAGAAGCCGGUGAUGCCAAAGAAAGGGCCGGGCUCAAGAAAGGAGGUGUCAGUUCAGAAGGCGCCUCGAGGCCAGCAACCUGCUGAGCCAGCAGCCUCAACCUCUAAGGGUCCAAAGGCCAAGCCAGAAGGCUCUCCUCGGCGUGCCACCAAUGAAUCCAGAAAUAAGUUGGAGGACCACCCAUACCUGAGGAGUUGAAAGAACAAGGAAGAAGUUCCAAGUCAGCAAAAUUUCCUCUUGUCACCGAAUGAAAUAAGACUUUGGACUGUCUGUCUUAGGGACCCUGUUGAUAGCGAUCCAGCUCCGAGGUAAACGAUAGGUGAGGUCUCGGGUGGGAGGGAGUUGGGGAAGGGAUGGAUCUCUAUGCCCUUUUCUCUGCCAGGCCUGCUCUUUCACUGCCCCCUCCACUCAUCUUCAGAGGCAGGAGAGUUGGUAAGAGGAUUGGGAAAAUUCUAGAACAUUCAUCCCCCUUUAUGCAUGAGCAGGUCGCUGUUAACACUCAUCCACGUUCAGUCUUUCUCCCCCACGCCUCGUAUCCCUCCCGGGAUGGUCAGCGAUCUCUGCAGGCCCUGGCGUUUGGAAGAGCUGGGUGGCCCCGCCAUAUUCUCCCUUCCAGCCUUUCUCUCCUGUAACCAGUGGGGUAAGUUAAGCCAGGACCUUCACUGCAAACCUGGCUUCAUUGCUCUUUCGGUCUCCAACCUCCAGUUACCUAGCCAGGAGGUCCCCGGAGUUAGUUUUAGGGGAAAAGAAUGUCUGCUUAGAUCUCGAAGUCCUUGAAUUUUAGCGUCUGUUAGUAAAAAUGGUACUUUGAUUCCCAUUUGGGAUGAGCCCUCUCAGGAAUCCUGUGGGGAAGGGAGUGAUGGUAGGGAAGGACUCAGGCAAUCCUAGGUCCCCAGCUCAAAUUUCAUCCAUCCAACAAACUCACCAUCUUUGCACCAAACUGUCAGGAUCUUUGCAGCAGAAGGCCACUACUCCCAUUAUAGUAAAAGGGAAAAAAAAUCUUUUAAAAUUCAGCUGUCGAUGUCUGCCCUCUGAAUUUAGACACAAUAUAUUAGACCAGACCACCACGUGCCAUUGUGUGUGUGUGUUUGUGCGCAUAUGUAUAGGAGAGGGCAGGGUCCCUGACACAGUGGUUUCCAAACUGUAUCCUAGGUGUCCACCAAGAUGUACUCCGAAUCUGUUUUUUUUUUUAUGUGUUUAAAAAACUGUGAAAAGUGACUACUCAGAUAUGUUGGAAACCAAACGAGUUCCAUUGAAGACUAUCAGACUAUUUAUCUUGUGUUCAUAGGUUAACCUGGUUUUGUACACGUCUUGAGUUAGCUGCUUCUGGCAUCUCUUUGCUUAAAAUUGAGCUGCUUGUAAAUGUGACUGAUGAGAGAGGUUAGAAGGGGAAGAAAUUCAGUCCUGUGCAUGUCCUAUUAUCUGACGCGCUGAAAGCAAGUUUCCUUUUGUAAUUUACACGCUCUCAUUCUGCCGUGACUUUAGUUGUAUGGUAGCGAGUAAAUGUAUUAACAUCGUGAACAGUAAUAAUAUUCUGUCAUAGAGUAUUAGCCCUUGUACAUAUCCAGGGUCUCUUUUUCCGACUUCAGUUUUUGUGGUGAUGUGAACAGUUGUUAUAUGUUCCCAGUGAUUCAGCUUUAAAACAAAUUCCUUAUGAUGAUUCAUUUCAAAAUCCUGAGGGAGUGUAAUUGAAAAGUACAGGAGAAAAGAGAGUGGUUUCUGUUGACAGCUACGCAGCUGUGUGCAUCAAGCUUCUCCUGGGGUGUGUGCAAAACAAAACCCAGGGGUGAAUUGGAUUCUUGAAAUGACCAAAGCCUGCAACUGUCCAGCUUCCGAUUUCAAAACGGGUUCAUUAGGGCUUCAUCGUCUUAACAAGUCGACACCAUGACUUGUAAUGUAAACGUGUAUGUAUAAAAUAAAGCUUAGCAAAU